Paramacrobiotus metropolitanus is the source of this 1847-nucleotide messenger RNA. RefSeq lists its product as uncharacterized. The coding region runs from base 196 to 1641 and encodes 481 amino acids. The record is from RefSeq and is a predicted model, not a curated record. The transcript is spliced from 8 exons. NCBI's taxonomy places the organism in Eukaryota, Metazoa, Tardigrada, Eutardigrada, Parachela, Macrobiotidae.
AAUAUGGAAGAGCUUCUUAGAAAUUUCACGAUGACAAUAGUUGCCGGUAGUUAUCUUAUCGAUGCCGUACCGAUACGACAGAAAAAAGUCCAGUUUCUCCAUCAGCAUUGUUCAAGCGCUUAAUUUACAUGGCACCACAGAUUCUGGCAUAUGGAAAAAAUUUGAAUUCUUUCUAUACCAAACAAAAUUUUAAAAAUGGCGCUCCACUGGCUGUUGACCUUUUUUCUAGCAGUGGUGCUGCUACGCAUUUCGGAAUCAGAAGCUAAGGUUUCGUGCCAGUUUAACACCAACUAUUGCGGAUGGACUCGUCCGGAUGGGGCAUGGGAAAUCCGAGACUCCAUCAACGGCUACCGCACGGUCUAUAAUGCAGCAGAAAAUUUUGCCGGUGCCAGUGGAAUCGCCCGCACUCCGACGCGAGACAGCUACGGUUUAAACGGGCAUCAUUUGCUGUCAGAGCCCAUCUCCCUGAACACCACAACCAAAUUGUCAUUCUGGAUAUUUUUAAGCGAAAUGGGGUACAUUAGCCAAAAUCACUACCGGUAUUUACCUAAUGCCCACAUGUAUAUUCAAUCAGCCAGUGGUAACUGGGAAGAAAUUUGGGCGCUAACGAAUAACGGCCGUUACGAAACUAGCCAGCACGUGACGUUAACUCUGGAGCCCAUGGAAUAUUUCCGGUUAAGGCUCAAGAUUGUUGCCGCUUGGCAUCAGUCGGGUGUGAUGGCCAUGACCCUACACAAAGAAGGAGAGAGCGAUGGCUUCCUUUCUUGUACGUUUCGAUCAGGUACCUGUGGAUGGAUUAAUGCCGGUGAUGGGCCAAUGUGGGUGACGGGAUGCAACGACGCUAGCUCCCUGUACAGGGCUCCCGAUAUCUCUGCUGACAACCUUUGCCUCAUAGCUCGGAAUGCCAACAGCACAGAAACCAUCACAGCUGCGUUGCAGUCGCCGAUGUUGCUGCACGCCGAAGUGUCGCGGUUUGCCUUUUAUUUCCGUUGCGGUAUUAAUGCGGAAUUAGUGUUCGUUAUCGGUGCCAAGCAAGAGAGCGUCAAAAUCUGGCGACGCGAUUCCUGGGAGCAUGCUUUUAUCGAGGUUGAUGCGUUAGACAAUGUCCAGUUCAAAAUUGUUGCUACUUUGCCUUACGGUUCCUACUGCGCCAUCGACGAGGUCACCUGGAGUGCGGAUAACGGAGGUUACACACUACUGCCACACCAAACGAGCAUCGCAACAUCUAAAACGCCCACAACGGAGAUCCCAGAAGUAACCUCAACGUUCUCCGGGAGUACUGAAACAACUAUCACUGUCCGCUGCCAGCGAGGCAACCUGACCUUUUCCGAAAUGAAUUUCGAUAUGUCGGAGGCGAUGCGCACUGAACUGCACUGUGACAACACCUUGAAAUGUCGCCGCAUCCUCAGCCAGGCGCACCAGUGGAUCUUGGAUCAUCCGCAUCAAGCACGUGCCGAGACCUCUGUGGAUAUAAUUAGCGUGGUGUGUGACGCGCAAAACGGCUUAUCCGUUUCCAGUUCUAAUCCGGAAGAGAGCGAAGCAUCGAGCUUAGUGUUUAUAACUGCCGUCAACUUAUCCUGUCGGUCAAUUUUCGUCGACUUCCUGAAAGCUCUGGCGGCACUAGGUCCAAGCAGUUUAUAAAGGACAUUGGCAGUAAUACUAACACAAGUUGCUUAAAUAAAGUAAACCGUGUCUUAUUUACAAAGGCAAUGACUUACGGAUUUGGUGAGUUAGCACAGCUGCACAGGUACAGUAUGUUUAGCAAACUUUGUUUUAUGACUGUGAUGAUCUUCGAUUUCGGAAUAAGAUUGUAACAUUUAUUGGAGAUAGUAUCACAACAAGAAAAA